GAAACGCGUAUCGUUUCUUUUUAACGAUGGUAAGAACUAUUGACUAUUAAUUGAUUUGAAUUGAUAGGCAUUUAGCAUGGAGGUUUUUUUGUGGAUUCUAAGUUUUUCUAAGAUUUUUUUCCUUUGGUAAUUUGUUGUCAAGUGCCUAGUCAUUGGGGUCAAAUGCAGAUGGUUGUACCAUUGCAAUGUUCUCUCAAUAUGCUUCAAGGGGACACUAGGUGUGCUCUUUGGCCUUCUAGUCUUUUUCUGUCAGAGUUUAUUCUUUCAUAUACUGAAGUUUUUACGAAGAAGUUAUGUUUUGAGGUUGGCUCUGGUGUAGGUCUGCUUGGCGUUUGCCUUAAUCAUGUCAAAGCUUCUCAGGUCGUUUUGACUGAUGGUGAUGCAUCGAGUUUAGAAAAUUUAAAGCUUAAUUUGGAGAUGAAUAAGAUUGAAAAUUUAGAUGUGUCUUUAGACAAAAGUGACAGUAGCUUAUGUACGGUACAAUGCAUUCCUCUGUCAUGGGAAUCUGCAGAAGAGAGUGAGCUUUGGCGAUUCCAGCCUGAUAUUGUUUUGGGUGCUGAUGUAAUUUACGACCCCUCGUGCCUGCCACAUCUUGUUAAAGUUCUUUCGAUUCUUCUUACUCGAAGAAAACCCAUCAGCAGCAAACCGAACAACAAUAGAGAUACUGAUAGAAAAGCGAAACUAGAGUCUUCGAAUUUGAAAUCCUUGCUUGAACAAAUGGCGACGGGUCCUGUCGCACUUAUCGCCUCAGUGAUAAGAAACAUUGAUACUUUCAACUACUUUCGAAAGUUAUGUUCUCAAAAUAAUCUCGAUAUUAGAGACAUUACUGGAUCGAUUUGGCCUUUUAACUUACUACCUUACAUGGAUUCAUAUAGAAGAUCAGAUGUGCACUUGUUUCUGCAGUCUUAUAGCAAGUGA
This is a messenger RNA of Amaranthus tricolor (Joseph's coat), 918 nucleotides long. RefSeq lists its product as uncharacterized. The record is from RefSeq and is a predicted model, not a curated record. The transcript has 6 exons. Bases 163 to 918 code for a protein of 251 amino acids. Lineage: Eukaryota; Viridiplantae; Streptophyta; Magnoliopsida; Caryophyllales; Amaranthaceae.